This is a messenger RNA of Babesia microti strain RI, 738 nucleotides long. Its product is annotated as conserved Plasmodium protein, unknown function. The coding region runs from base 1 to 738 and encodes 245 amino acids. The record is from RefSeq and is a predicted model, not a curated record. NCBI's taxonomy places the organism in Eukaryota, Apicomplexa, Aconoidasida, Piroplasmida, Babesiidae. The transcript is spliced from 4 exons.
AUGACGGAUCGUAUAGUUUUCAAGAGUGUCAUUGGUAGCCAUAGACUUAGGUCUAAGAAGACCCCAAGGAUUCUAUUUCCUUACUACCAAAAUUAUAAACCGGUUUACCGCGGUAGAAAUUCCAGAACACCAAAGUGGUGUUGGCCUGAUGUUGAUAAGUAUCCAUACCAUACACAUCAGAAAAGAUUUCCCGCUAAAAGUGAUAUAAACAUAGAAUUUUUUGCACAAUUUUGCAACCGUUCCGAAAAAAAUCGAACGCUAUUCGAACUUCUCCACACACUCCCCAACUACGGAAUAAAAUCCAUAGUCUACAAGAAACGGGUUAAACCGGAGGCGGAUGUAAUCAUGUAUGAUAAAUCAUCUUUUAAUACUAAAAAUGAUUUAUCUUCCACCGAUAAAGAUUAUUGUAGACAAAAUAAAAAUAUUGGAGAUGAAAAUGAAGAGCAAACGCAUGAAUGCAGAUUGAAUAUCAAUGACAGCACAUACAUAAUUAGUGAUCAUGUCCAAAAUAAUUUGUUUUACUAUAUAAAGCAGGUUAAAUAUAAAAUUCGACCAUUCAAAGCAAAAAUAAUAAGUGAUAUGUAUUACAAUGAUAAACUUAUAAAACGCAACAUAACACCAAAUGGCGCUAUAAGGGGAGUAUGGAGGUAUUCCUUCCCCAUCACUCAUACUGAAAACAAACAUUUAUAUAGACCCGCUGUACAAGCAUGUUACGGUGAUCUAAUUAUUGGGCAUUAG